AUGGGACGCCUCCAUUAUCUCGCCGUGCUUGCGGCCACGGUGGCGAUUGCUGCCGCCAUGGAGAUGGGCGAGUCCCACGACCCGAUGGAGUACAUGAACCCCGACGACCGCCCCGAGUUCAACCCGAUAAACGCCGGGCUGAAGACGGCCCACUGGAUCUUCGCCGUCGCCUUGCUCGUGCUCUUGCCGCUGGUGCUGGCGGCUUUCGCCUGUGCCGACCGGCUCAAGGUCUCGGUACCGCUCCAGCUCGUGCUGUGUGUGUAUCUGGUGGUGGAGCUGUUGUUUCUUCGGUUCCCGGAUAACACCGAUAACCACGAAAACCGCACCUCCUACGGGACGCUGUGGUUCCUUUCGAUAUGGCUUGGGGCUGUGGUGUUUAUCGGUACGUUUCUUCAAGGGUCCAACGCCGUCAUGAACAAGUUCUACCCGCAUUUGGCCGACAACUCGGCGCUGGGCCGUUUAACUACCGCCUACAAGUGGCUUCUGAGUCUCGGGGUGCUUCUCGGGUUUAUCCGCGUCAUGCUUGCCGUCGUCGCCCUCUUUGGCUUCUGCUAUGGCGGCCACACCGGCCAGUGUCUUGCUCACGGGAUCAUGGGUACCGCGUUUAUCGCCUACUCGUUCAUCCUCGUGCUUGUCCUCCUCAUCCCUUGGAUCCGCAAGCAUCAACUCGCCGAUUCCGACUCCUCAAAGUACUUUUCCCAGGAGUUCUGGGACCUGACGGUGAUCUGUCUCUGGGGCAUUGUUAAUACUUUCACCGAACACCGGUGGGGCGACGAGCCCUGGUGGAUGGGCGACUACCAGCACACUGCGAUGGGGAUCAUCUGGUGGUGUGGUGGUCUUCUUGGGAUGUGGCUUUCUCGCGGUAAUCGUCGGUCGUGGGUACCGUCGAUUAUCUUAGUGUUUACCGGGUGGAGUAUGAGUGAACACACCCAGCACACGUUGAUCAGUACCAAGGUGCACAUGGUGUUUGGCAUGGCGCUUAUGGCGGCGGGGAUCACGAGAGUUAUUGAAAUUUGCUUCAUGUUGAAGGAUAGAGCCACCACUCCCGAUGGUAAGAUCAGAGCAUUUCAAUACUUCCCCCCGUUCUGCUUGACGUUAUCGGGGUUGUCGUUUAUGAGUGCCAACGAAGAACAGCUUGAAUUGGUCCACAAAUUGGGCAGUGACCACAGUGCCUACGUGUUGGUGGUGACGGGGGCGGCGUUUUUGAUCUACCUCUGGUUCAACUUGACGAUCACGCUCUACUUGUGGCUUGUCGGCUACGACGAAAACGGCGAGAUUGUCCCCGACACCUUCACGCGAUUAGAACAGCAGACAGAUUUCGAAUUGGGCGACUUGAGCGACGCCGAAGAGUUUCACGAUUGA
Messenger RNA from Diutina rugosa, 1362 nucleotides. RefSeq lists its product as uncharacterized. The coding region runs from base 1 to 1362 and encodes 453 amino acids. The transcript has a single exon. The record is from RefSeq and is a predicted model, not a curated record. Lineage: Eukaryota; Fungi; Ascomycota; Pichiomycetes; Serinales; Debaryomycetaceae.